UAUAUAAAUACAUAUUAAUUUUAUUCUUUAAGUUUAAGUAAUGGACAUGUUUGUCACGUUUCGUUAAGAGAGACUUAUCGCCAGUGUAUUACAGAUUGUAUAAUAGAAUAAGAAGAAGCGGGUUGCCGCGAACAUAAUAAAAAAUCAAGAAAGUUGUUCCUAAUGUAGCUACAACGUAUAUACAUAAAAAGAAACAAACAAAAAAAGAAAGAGAACCAAAAUGACGAAUCUUAUUUUGGAAAUGAAAAAGUUCAAUUCCGAAUGUUGGGCAAAUAUAUUCACGGAAGUACACGGUGCUGUAGUUUACAUAGAUCAAUAUGCAACCGAAUGCUUACAUUGGUAUACAGCUGGCAAAGGUUACACGGCUUUGAGAAAUGUUGGUGCAAUCGCAGUUCAUGAACUUGGAAUGUAUCAUUUUCUAUAUUCAGAGGUAAAGAACAGCAAAAAAGCUGUUAUUGUAUCAACCGCUGGCGAUCCAGCAUUUUACCAACGAACAAUCAAGAUGAUUUUAGCAAAAAAUACAUUUGACAGCUGCACAAUAUAUUGUAGUGUUCCUUGUUGCACUACCGAUUAUCCCGGAGUCCAUUUAACAGAGGAGAAGUUGAAUUAUAUUAAAUUAAAAAGGGACAUUAAAAUUUGGAUGGCUUCAAGGAAUCCGUCACAAGAUCUUUCUGUUAACAUUAUCCACAUACCGCUUCUUAUUGCCCCUUUAAAUGACUACCUAUUCGUGACACCUGCUUUCGGAGAUUUUAUGCCACCUUUAGACACUAAUGUUACAGAAGAUAUGCUUCCCGAAAUAAGUCUUCUGGCAAAUUCAUUCUACAAACUAUUUGACAGUAUAAACGCCAAAUUAGACACUUAUUCUGUUGGAAAAUUCAGCAGUCUCCUUGCAGAGAAUUUAGAGAACCACAUGGCUAAUGGUAUUCGUCAAAAUCGUCUAUCAGAAGUCGAAGAAUUAGGAGUAUCCCUUAUUUUAAUAGACAGAACGCUAGACCUCUGCACACCCUCUAGCAAUAAUGUGGAAUCGUUUCUCACGAAAAUAUUGCGAGCAUUUCCGCGUUUGCCGCAACACAAUAAUGAUAUAGCAAUCAAAACGUCUCCCGUAUUUGGAACGAUAAGGGGAAUUUUACGGGCACACGAAGUACCCGGUUGCUUGGCGAAUCUAGAGAAAACUACGAUUGAUUUGUUUAUCUUAGAAAAUGAAAAAAAGUUAUUAGCUGUGGCCAAUCAGUCGCUAAACAAUAUGGCUUCUACAAAGGAUAGUCCAAAAUUGAGAAAUCCAAUGAGAAUUUCCGGUCACAGUUUAGAAAAAGCCCUUGGUAAAAUUCAGGUUACCAACAAAAUCGAUUCUGUGAUGGUUCAUACAGAGAAGGUGCAGAGCAUCCUGGCAAUAGUCGAAGCAUCGACGUCCCAAAAAACCAGUCAAUUCGAAUUACUAACUAGCUUAGAGAAAUUAGUAUUGCAAAAUCUUUCCGUCAGCCGAGAAUCCUCGAGUAUACUUACGCAAUUGAGUAACAUUAUAAGAACACGAAUUCACAGAGGACUCGACAUUGAAAACUUGUUUGCGUUGCUAAUACAUGUUUACGCCCUCGCGGGAACACAAAUUCAAUUUUCCUCACAGCAAGAACAGCAACUAGAGGAAUCAAUUGCGGAUGCAAUUUUCGAAGACUAUGAAGUUCUUAAAAGGAGUCCGUCAACUAACACGAUAUCCACCUAUCGACGAACUUUGCAAUUGUUGGAAGUGAACGACGUGGUCGCAGCGCGGGAAACAUCAUAUAAAAUAGCCGCGAGUAUUAUUCAUACACUUCGAUCAGUCGCGAACCAACGUUCGACGCUACAAGACUACAAAUUUUUGAUGAUAAAGGCAUAUUCCCAAGAAACGAAUCGCCCUAUCAGUAUUUUAGAACAAAUAACAAGAGAUAUAAUUUCACCGGGUACAGUUCGAGAACUAAGAGAUCUUCGUCAACGAUCAUCGUCGUUAAUUUCAGCUGGUUUCAAUUUACUCUUAAGAGGUAAAGUAAAGCGUCAUGCCCGUGACAAUCCGUAUAUUUUAAUAUACAUUAUCGGAGGAUUUACCGCUGAGGAAGCAAAAUUAGUACAAGAUACUACUGCGAUACAUAAUAAGAAUAAAACACCCUGUAUAAUAUUAGCAGGAUCCAGACUGUUAAAUCCACUGGAUGUAGUGGAGAAAAUAUUCUUCAAAUGAUACACUGCCUUAAUAAAAUUUGUAAAUAUAAUCUAGAAUUUAUCCUUCUCCUUGAUCAGCUAACCACU
Dufourea novaeangliae is the source of this 2274-nucleotide messenger RNA. RefSeq names its product sec1 family domain-containing protein 2-like. The transcript is spliced from 11 exons. The record is from RefSeq and is a predicted model, not a curated record. NCBI's taxonomy places the organism in Eukaryota, Metazoa, Arthropoda, Insecta, Hymenoptera, Halictidae. The coding region runs from base 221 to 2206 and encodes 661 amino acids. Gene Ontology annotation, biological process: vesicle-mediated transport; intracellular protein transport.